Messenger RNA from Toxorhynchites rutilus septentrionalis, 1583 nucleotides. RefSeq lists its product as uncharacterized. The record is from RefSeq and is a predicted model, not a curated record. The transcript has 3 exons. Lineage: Eukaryota; Metazoa; Arthropoda; Insecta; Diptera; Culicidae. The coding region runs from base 673 to 1005 and encodes 110 amino acids.
AGCGUGCGUUAAAAGCGAUCGAACUAUCCUAGAACACACAUCGGUUGUCUCGAACCUGUUCACAUUCAUCGCGGAAGGUGGGCGAAAGAGUUUCAAAAUACCAAACGGUGUAUUGCGGAUUUCGUUGAUUUAUGCGCUCAGUGAGUAUUUCGCGCAUCAGGAAGUGUUAAGGAAGUGCUUUUCACAAUUACCGGGGGCAGUUUGUGGAGAAAAAAAAUCGUUGUUUACCACCCAAGACAGCAUUGGUCGUUUCUGGUUGGCGUGAAAGGGAAUUGCUUCGGUCGCGUGCAUCGCUGAGUGGUGUAUUAUCUCAUCAAAAACAAGGUUAGCAGGCAACUGGCUUGCAUAGCUGAGUAGUUGUCGAUGGACUGUUGCAAAAAUAAUACAACGUUGAUUGCGCUGCCGCUGCAGUUGGAGAAAUAAAAAAGUAUAUUGCGUAUCGAGCUCGAGAACAGAGACGGGCUUUCGUUGUGGGUUUGAGUGAUUCUCGGUGGUGCAGUGGCUGUAUAACCUAGUGUGGGUUAUGCUAAGACGGAGUUGGAGUUAGUCCACUGCUAAGGUUUCCGCGAAACGGAUGUUUGAGAAGAGUGGCCGUAUAGGUGGAACCAAGUCUUUGUGUUGUAUCUGUGCUGAUUUUGACGAUAAACGUUGGAAACGAAACGAGCUGAUAGAAUGAAUAAGUUGGCCUUCAGUAUAAGUUUACUGCUCGUCCUGAGUAGCAUGCACGUACCCCCGAUCAGGGCAACCGUUAUCCGACUGUUUACCGAGCUGCUGCAAAACAACGUCGCCGGCAUUCCAUUGAUCCACAAAACAGAAGAGUUCGAUUUUGAUCCGGAGGUUAGCAAAAAGCGUCGCGAGCUUUACUAUGAGAAACAUGGAUAUCGAGGUGAAAAGGCUAUCGAAAGGCUCGGCUUGGGUAUCGACGGUAAACACAAGGAACGAUUGGAAGAGCAGCGAAAACGGGAUGAGGGUCAUCUGAACGGAUUGAAUUAUCUGCAGCCGUAGAAGAAAUUGUUAGUGCCGUGAGGAAGUGUGAUGAAAUGAGCAGUUUUUUUCGAAUUUGUGAUGCUUGCUCAAUGCGAUUAUUAGUAUAUUAUGUAAACUGUUAAACGCUUCUCGUUAGUGAAUGCAAGCUAGAAUAGAAUUAUAUGUACAUUGCCUUAUAUUCUGCUGAUUCAAAGAAGUUCAAAUAAUGGCUGUAUUAGGCUGAAAUGUGGUUAGGACAUAGUUGAGAUAUCAGUGAUAUUUAUAGCAUAAAUUAUGAAGCUUAGUAGGAAUGUCAAACAAACGGUUUUACUUCUAAGUUGACUAAAACAAAAGAAACAAGUCCUUGUAGGAUUUUGCUAUCAAUGAUAUUUACAUAUAAAUAUCAUUUAACUCUAUUCGACAACAAGUUCCGUUCGUGAAAACUGUACCAAUCGGAAGUUGUUAUGUUAGGAAACGAUUAGUAUAAUGAUCAACGUUCAAAGUUUGGAGGAAAAUAGAAUACAACUUGAGGUUGUUGAUUUUUUUUAUAUUUUUGUUUGCAAAUAAAGGCUUUUAUUUUAUUUUCAUUACGUGUCAGAUACGAUUUUUUCUGGAAU